AGGGUAACUGUUACAAGUCACAUCACCAACAGACUCCUGAUAUCAUUACAAAUGCUGCCAAAGAGGGGAAGAACACAAAGGACAUUUCCAAGUUAGGGAAGAACAAAGAUGAUAUUGGCAAGGACAGGAAGAGCUGAGGGGGAUAUUUCCAUGGAGGCAAAUACCUACUGUCUGGGCUCCAAAGAAGUUUCCAAUACACCUGUGAUAAAGCAUGCAAAUCAGCUAAAAACAUUGACCAAAAUCCCCAAGAAGCCCAAACAUGUUUUUAAUGUACCGAUGAGGAAACAAAAGAAUAAUGGAUCAGAGCAGAAGGAUGACAUUCAGCCUGAAGCUGUGACAACCAGGAGAGCCAGAAAAUAUGAUGUUCGCUGUCCACUUUGCCCAAAGAUUUUGUCUAGUCGGAUUGGGCUGAAGAAACACAUCCGUAUUCACACCGGUGAGAAACCUUAUAAAUGUAGGACAUGUAACAAACGUUUUGCUCAUUAUGAUGCUCAUCAUAAGCACAUAAUGACUCACAUGGAUGAGAAGCUGCCCCAGGGUGAUGUUUAUGACAAACCCGACAAGUUGGUAUCAGAUCUGAAGGGACGGAAACUGGCUCUGCAUGGCAAAUUGAUGCCUUCUGACAAAGAGUAUUUGCCUACCUACCCAUGUGAUGUCUGCCAGUUGGAGUGGAAGUCCAAGGAAUCACUGCAUGAACAUAUGAAAACCCAUGAGCACCAGUGCCCCAAUUGUAACAGAGCUUUCUCCAAUGAUCGCCUUUAUCAAAUUCACAGUGGGAACUGUGAAGGAACAGAGGUGAACAACAGAGAGAGAAGCCAGAGGUCACAGUCACCUGUGAAGGUUUUGAGAUCACAUGCAGUCCACCUGGCUCUGAUAUUGAGGAUGAGGACCAACAAAUAUUUGAUUCUCAAGAGAUGAGAUUUGGAUGAAUCAUAUGAUAAAUUGGAUGGUGUAGUGGAUGAUGUAGAUGGUGCAGAAGCUGUUUCUGAGACAGAUGGAGAGCAGACCAAGGAAUGGUACAAGCAGAAGACCACAAACAGCUGCACAUCCUGUGAGGAGACCUUCAGAUCCUUCUCCACCAUGAUACUGCAUCUGCUGGAACAUAAGGGACCAAAGGUAUUUCCCUGUCCACUAUACAGGUUCACAUGCUCUUCUCUUCAACACCCGAAGGAGCAUGAGAUGGAGCAUGACAAUGAACACAGGGCACCCACCAACAAAUCCUUUCAAGUCAGGUGCAACGUCUGUAACAGGUCCUUUGAGACCCACGAGUUGAUGAAUUCCCACUACACUGAACAUUUGGGUGGUGAUGUGUACAAGUGCAGCAAGUGUCACAAGAUGUUCAAGCUGUUUUCUGACCUCAACAAGCAUUCUAAAACUUGUAAAGUGUUUUUGAAACAUGUAAAGGCAUUUUCUUGCAGCUUCUGUAACAAGCAGUUCGACAAACAGGACAACAUAAAGAUACAUAUUCGCAGACACACAGGGGAGAAGCCAUACAAGUGUCAAGUGUGUGAAAAGGCAUUUGCUGCUUCUUCUGGUCUGCGGGCCCACCAAAUACGAGGACCAGCUUACGUCUGUGCAUCCCCUGCAAAGAAUAUCAUCACCAAAACUGCUAUGACCAAACACUCAAAAAGUAGAACCAGUGCUAGAAAAGGGAAUGUAACUGAAGCCAAGAAUGAUUCGAAAGGGUACACUAAACACAAAAUAGAGAUGCCUUACAAGUGUAGAAUUUGUGAUAAACUGUUUGCAUACUCUUCACAGCUUCAAUGCCAUGAAUGUAAACACAGUGGAGGAAAUUGUAGAGGAAGGAAUCCUAAUAAAACAAACAGAAUUAAGGAUUUGGAUGGAGAGACAAUCAUUAAUGUUCACCCUUCUGCUGGUUACAUGAAUCUGCUAAGUAAUUCUGAAAGUAAAUCUCCACAAGAUGCCUUCACGACCAAAUCUCAGGGUAAAAUCAAUCACCAGUUCAAGAGGUCAUUUGAAUGUCGACAUUGCUACUAUGAGACCUCCACUGAAAGAGCCCUCCAACAGCAUCUAAGGACACAUCUAGGAGAGAUGCCUUUCAUGUGUGAUGUAUGUGGUAAAGGUUUUGGAAAUGAGUACAACUAUCAGAGUCAUUACAGAACACACACUGGAGAGAAGCCUUACAAGUGUGGAAUUUGUGGUAAGCGGUUUACAAAUUCAUCAGGACUUCGAUACCAUGAAAGGACACGAAGUGGAGAGCACUGUAGCAUUAGAGUUGGAGGAAAGGGUCCUGAAGAAGCGAACAAGCUGAAGGAUUGGGAUGGUGAUGUUCACCCUCCAACAGGGUAUAUGAAUAUGCUGAUUAACUCUGAACAUGCUGAAAGUAAAUCUCCACAAGAAAAGGAUGAUUCCACUGCCAAAUCUCGGGAUAAAAGCCCAGAGAUAAACAAUGCAAGUACAGAUGUUUCUGGGAAAAUGGCCACGAGGAAACAGAUACCCCUAUCUUACAAUGAGGAAAAUGAAUGCAUGAUUUGUGGAAAGAAAUUUCAGUACCAGUUUAUACUAGACAGUCACUUGAGAGCUCAUAGUGCUGAAGAGAUUGAUGAUAUCCUAAAGAUGUUCCAGUCUUCUACCGAUGAUGAGAGUUUGAGUUUGUUGGCAUCUUGGGAGCCAUAUACUUGUAGGGAGUGCGGACAUGAAUACUGCACUUCAGAAGAGUUGAAGACUCACAUGCUAUCCCAUUCAGCAGAGGAACAUCAAAGUACUUUGAGUUCAGCAUUUGAGCCGGAGACUCACUUCAAAGCACAUUCUAAUGUGCUUGCACUUUCAUCAUACACAUGUAAAUUUUGUACAAGAACUUUCAAGAAAAAAUACAACUGGCAGAUCCACAUGAAGACACAUACAGGAGAACGUGACUACUUCUGUCAUUUUUGUGCAAAAACCUUCUGGAGGAAGUACAACUGGAAGAUCCACAUGAAGACCCAUACCGGAGACCGUGCCUAUUCUUGUGAUCACUGCCUAAAGAGCUUCAUCACCAGCAGUAGGCUCAAGUUUCAUGUAAAAAGCAAACACUCCUAUGUGAGUCUGGAUGUUAGCAGUGCUACUAGUGGUAAUCUACGGAAGAGAAUUCAGGAUUCAGACGAAAGUGUCUCUGAUGAUGAAGUCAACUCGAGGAAACUAAGUAAGUUAUCUCAGGAUUCUCACAGGAACUCUACUCUGGAAGCUGGUAGUGGUAGGUUAAAGGCAAAGCGUCAUGACACAGAUGAAACUCUAGCGAUGCAGACUUUUACAGAUGCAGAACAGCAAGAUGGAGGGUUGGAGACUGUUGCCCUGUAUUCCAAAAUCGCUGGACAGAUUAAGAAGAGUAACAGCCAGUCAGCUUACAUACUACUAUCAGGUAAAGCCAGUAUGGAAAGCUAUCCCCCAAGUAGUUCUGACAGUGCGAUAAAUGGCCCAUCUACAGCCACUGAACAAGAACAGAAUAUAAGUGAUCAGAGGAGGAACAAGAAUGAUUCUAAACAGAACUGUCACCAAAUUAAUGUCAAGACCCAAAACAGUGAAAAGACUAUAUAUGCAGAGUCUGGUUCCAGCACUUAUGAUGACCAAGUGAUUUCAUUAGACAGAGUUAGUUCUGGAAAUAUUCCAGAUGAUGCCCAAGCAAUAUCAGACAUUGAGAUCUGUGAUACCUUGGAUCCCAAAAUGAACAGCUCCACCAUUAGAAAGAAACUGAUGUUGGACACCAAAUCCGGGGAUGAAAAUAUGGUCGGUAAAAUGAUAGAUAUAAUGCAUGAUAAUCAGCCGUAUUACUUAUGUAGUAUUUGUAAUUCCAAAUUUCCCACUAAGGAGACAUUUAAAGAACAUAAGAACCUUCAUCCCAAAGAUACUCCAUUUGUGUGCAUAGAAUGUGGCCUUGGUUUUAUGUAUAAAACAGACUUGGAAGAACAUUGUCAAGUUAACAAGAGUGACAAUCAAUAUGAAUGUCAUAAUUGUGGCAAGUGUUUUGGGAAGUCAGACAACUUAAUAUCACAUUUUCAGACCCACUCGGGUGAAAAACAUUAUAAAUGCAAAGUCUGUUAUAGGAGUUUCACAACAUCAACUGAACUAACAUACCAUAAAAGGAACAGAGAAACAGAAAACUGCUACCAUUACUGUUACAAACCCCAAUAUGAAAAGGCUCAAAUCAUGACAUAUCCUUCAAUGGAGGUCAGAGAAGAUAUUGCCAAGGAAGUGAAGAGCCAAGACAAUAUUGCCAAGGAUCGGAAGAGUCAAGAUGAUAUUGCCAAGAAUCGGAAGAGUCAAGAGGAUAUUGCCAAGGAUUGGAAGAACCGAGAAGAUAAGGAGCUGGUGUCAGGCAAGUCGAACAUCAGACAAUGUCUACUGUGACUCAAGACAGGUUCUUGUCUUUCCCAAGACACCUGUGAUGAAGCAUGGAUAUCCACAAAUAGCAUCAAACAAAACACUCAUGAAGUUUGACCCAUUAGUGCUGAGGGAUGUAGCCAAACAUGUUCUUCAUGUACCCAUAGGGGAGAAACAGAUGACUGAUGGAUCUGAACAGAAGGAUGAUAUUCAGCCUGAAGCAUUGGCUGGGGCAGUCAGUCCAAAAAACUUUGGUUCAUAAGGUCACUUUGAAGAAGAAAACGCCUUAUGAAUGUAAGGUCUGUGAAAGGCGUUUCGUAAAUUCUGAUUCCCAUCAUUACCACAUGAAGAGUCAUAUGGAUCAGCUGCACUGGUGUGAUAUUUGUGACAAAUGGUACAACUUAGCUUCAGAUCUCGAACGACACAAACUUGAUCUGCAUCCCACAGCUUCUGAACAAGAGUCAUCUUGUGUACCAUUGGUUACCUACCCAUG
This is a messenger RNA of Haliotis rubra (blacklip abalone), 4810 nucleotides long. RefSeq names its product zinc finger protein 62 homolog. NCBI's taxonomy places the organism in Eukaryota, Metazoa, Mollusca, Gastropoda, Lepetellida, Haliotidae. The record is from RefSeq and is a predicted model, not a curated record.